AUGUCACAGGCCCCUGACAUUCCAUGUAUCCUGGAGACCAAGAGGAAGACAUUCCUCCUUUGGUGAAGGGAACAUGGCAGCAAAUAGAGGAACAGGGACCCUCUUCCUGCUCUUUCUGCUGUCCUGCUGGCCAGAGACCAAGUUGCAGCUGACAAAAACGACCUCAGUCACAAGUACAACUACCGGAGAGUCACUCAGCUCAAAAGCACAAGAUAUGCAUGGAGUAUUAGAUGAGAUUCUAGUCCAAGAGAUUUUGGAAAGAAACAAAUCAAAACUUCCUGAACUUCCUGACCUUCCUGAACUACAUACAACAGCAGUAGGGGCACUAUUAGAAAAAAUCCUCACAAAUAAAACAAACACUGAAGACAUCCCUCACCGCAUGGUUCCUGAGAGCAGCCACGAGCCGCAGCUCCCUUCUGGAGAAAAUAAUUCAAAAAAUGAUAAAUAUGAAAAACCCUCCAUUCUGGGCAAAAUCCUUCAAAAUAUUGGAAGAUUUCCAGAAACAGCAUCCAGUACCAGAGAAGACUGAGCCCAGCAGAGCAGCAGGGGCAGCCGGUGCUUCCAGGCAAGGCAGCAAGAACAACAAGGACUCACCCCCAUCCUUAGGACAACACACACACUGUUAACCAUUCCAUAAAAUAAAUUUACUUGAUCCAUGUGAUCCCAAA
Chinchilla lanigera (long-tailed chinchilla) is the source of this 668-nucleotide messenger RNA. It is a transcript of the gene Spaca7, whose product is annotated as sperm acrosome associated 7. Gene Ontology annotation, cellular component: acrosomal vesicle. The record is from RefSeq and is a predicted model, not a curated record. The transcript has 6 exons. The coding region runs from base 74 to 529 and encodes 151 amino acids. Lineage: Eukaryota; Metazoa; Chordata; Mammalia; Rodentia; Chinchillidae.